AUGACGGGCGACGUCGAGAGAUACCUCGCGCGGGAUCACUGCGCGGCGCGGUGGCCCGUGUUGAUUUCGGCGAAGGACUUCGCCGCCGCCGCGCGAGAACACGCCGGCGGCGCGUCGGCGCGCGGACGCGCGUCCGCGUCCGGGGGGCCUCGCGUCGUCGUGCUCUCGCCCGACGCGCCCGAGUGUUUGACCGACGUCCGUCGGGAUACCGUCUACGUCGUCGGCGGGCUGUGCGACUACAAGAGGAUCGCGAACGCGACGCUGGACCGCGCGGCGGCGGCGAAGGUCGAAGCCAGACGUUUGCCGCUUCGCGAGGCGUUCGGGAAUAACUUCAGCGUGAACAUCCUGACGGUGAAUCAGGCGCGUUCUACUGACCGUGGACGCGCUGUGCCGCGCGUGGCACAACGGCGGGGAUUGGGCGGACGCGUUAGGGAAGGCGCUGCCGAAGCGGAAGAUGGAAGAGCACGCCGCGAGGGUGCGAGGGGAGGUUUGGCGGAACCGGCACAAGAGAGAGAAGAAGAGAGAAGAAGACGUCGACGAAACCGGCGGCGGCGGCGACGACGACGCCGCCGCGGUUUCGUGAGCGUCAGUCUGUCGGCGACGCCUCUGAACAGCUAUUCUUUACUAGCUACAGUAGCCCUACUGUGA
Molecule: messenger RNA, 648 nt
Organism: Micromonas pusilla CCMP1545
Lineage: Eukaryota; Viridiplantae; Chlorophyta; Mamiellophyceae; Mamiellales; Mamiellaceae
Exons: 2
Coding region: 1-648 (215 amino acids)
Biological process (GO): tRNA N1-guanine methylation
Cellular component (GO): nucleus
Molecular function (GO): tRNA binding
Source: RefSeq, a predicted model, not a curated record